Symbiodinium natans is the source of this 378-nucleotide messenger RNA. The record is from the annotation of a GenBank genome assembly. Lineage: Eukaryota; Dinophyceae; Suessiales; Symbiodiniaceae.
AUGAGGUUUGUGGGUCAGAAAGAUGGUGAAGAUCAGGAUCCUAACAACGUGCAGGUGGAUGCUGGCCGUGGAAAGGGUCAGGGCAAAUCUGCUCCGGAUCCCAUUCGCAUAGGUGCAAUCCAGGCGACGACGUGCUCGCGCUGUGGUGCCCGAGGGCAUUCCGCCAGAGAGUGCUGGGCUGGAGGAGGCAAACAGUACGAUUUGGUCGAGGACCUCAACUGCCCUACCGCCUACCGCUCUUCACAAGAUCAUGAAAAACAAAUAGAAGCAACUGCUGGAUGCUCCGAACUUAUGGGAGGAUGCCCCCGAGCCUUCUGGCAAGGUUCGACCCUGCUAUGCCGAGAUGUCUUUUGGAGAGGUAGCCAUGGUAGACCCUAA